Molecule: messenger RNA, 3641 nt
Organism: Nerophis lumbriciformis (worm pipefish)
Lineage: Eukaryota; Metazoa; Chordata; Actinopteri; Syngnathiformes; Syngnathidae
Gene: arhgap17b
Product: Rho GTPase activating protein 17b
Biological process (GO): regulation of Rac protein signal transduction; positive regulation of GTPase activity; regulation of actin cytoskeleton organization
Cellular component (GO): cytosol; cytoplasm; intracellular anatomical structure
Molecular function (GO): GTPase activator activity; protein binding
Source: RefSeq, a predicted model, not a curated record
GACGUCACACAUUGCAGCCUACAGUAGGGAAGUAAAAGGCAGCACUUCCUCCUUUAAACGCUGUACUCCACCUCACAAGUACGCUCCUUCACUCACAUUGUGUCACUUCUUCAAGGCUGACAAAGUCCUCCCACCUCAGUUCCCACUUCGGACUUCUUCUGGACGCUUCCAGCGGGCAGGAAAUACCGGAGUGAGGUUCUUUUUUUCUUCCCUCUGCGCGACAAUGGCUGGCGUCACUUUUUGGAAACACGGCGUGUGAAAACUUCCGCGGAGGUACUUUUUUUUUUUUUUUUUUUUUUGGUUAAAGUUGAGGUUAAUUUAAGAGGUAAACGAGGAGGACGAGAAGAUGAAAAAACAGUUCAACCGCAUGAGGCAACUUGCCAACCAAACCGUCGGAAGGGCUGAGAAGACCGAGGUGCUGAGUGAUGACCUCCUCCAGAUCGAGAGGCGCAUGGAGCUGGUGCGCUUGAUGUCGCACAACACGCACAAGAAGCUGGCGUCCUGUCUGCAGGGUCAGCCGGGCAUAGACACGGAGAAACGACAUAAAAAGCUGCCAUUGAAUGCACUCUCCCAAGCAAUGCAAGAGGGCGGCACACAGUUGGGCUACGAGAGUCUGAUUGGCAAGAUGAUGGACGUGUGCGGCGAGGCAGAAGCCAAGUUAGCCACUGAACUGAUGGUGCAUGAAGUGCAGAUCGAGAGGGAAAUCCUGGAUCCUCUUAACCAGCUAGCUGAGGUGGAGAUCCCUAACAUAUUAAAACAGAGGAAGCAACUCGCCAAACUGGUCUUGGACUAUGACUCUGCCAAGACAAGGUGGUACCAAGCUACCAAGUCCAGCAACCAGGCCAUGGCCACUAAGGUAGACUCCCUCAAGGACGAGAUGGACGAGGCCCUCAACAAAGUAGAAAUUUGCAAAGACCAGCUAUCGGCGGACUUGUAUAACUUUGCGUCCAAAGAAGGAGAAUAUGUGCGCUAUUAUCCCAUGUUAUUAGAGGCCCAGGCAGACUAUCACAGGAGGUCUCUGGCAGUGCUGGAAGACGUGAUACCGACUAUACAAUUGCAGAAAGAUUCCUGGACGGAGAAGCCGGCAUUUGGCACAUCUCUAGAGGAGCACUUGAAGCGGAGUAACCGAGAUGUCGCUCUGCCUAUCGAGGCCUGCGUUAUGAUGCUGCUGGAAACAGGGAUGAAGGAAGAGGGACUCUUCAGAAUAGCAGCCGGAGCGUCAAAACUAAAGAAGCUAAAAGCCGCCCUGGACUGUUCAACUUCCCAGCUUGAAGAGUUCUACUCUGACCCACACGCCGUCGCCGGAGCCCUCAAGUCUUACCUCAGAGAACUUCCCGAACCUCUCAUGACUUUUGGCCUUUAUGACGAGUGGACGCAGGCAUCCAAUGUGUCAGACCCUGACAAGAGACUUCAGGCUUUGUGGGUGACUUGUGACCGUUUGCCAAAGACUCACAAAGCCAACUUCAGGUACCUGGUGAAGUUUCUGGCCAAACUGGCUCAAGACAGUGACGCCAACAAGAUGACUCCCAGCAACAUCGCCAUCGUCCUGGGGCCCAACCUGCUGUGGGCAAAAUCCGAAGGGACACUGGCGGAAAUAGCUGCUGCUACAUCGGUCCACGCAAUCGCCAUCAUCGAGCCCAUUAUCCAGCACGCCGAUUGGUUCUUUCCUGAAGAGGUGGACUUCAAUGUGUCGGGCAUGUUCGCCAUGCCCACCCACCCGUCGACGCCAGACUCCGAGAGGAAACGCCCCGGCAGCGUGUUGGGGCAGGACGGGGACAACGCUGCUCACCCUUCCCGUAAAGAAAGUACCAUUAACAAACAUCCGGAGUCCAGCCCUCGUAGAGCCGGCACCACUAUUAGAAAGCAGCCACAGCAAACCUCGCCCACCUUCGCACCGGAACACGCCACAUUUGAGCCCCAACUCCGAGCGGCGACCCCAGAGGUCGAGCAGCCGGGCUCGGACAGUUUUGGUUCAGGCGUCCAGGUAGCCAGCGUGCAACCUCAUUGCGUCACCCAGCUCAGCACAGGGGAGAGCAGCCCGGCCCGCGAACACGCUUCCACCCCCGACCCACAGAGGAAUGGUUCUGUCCAGCUUGCAGCAGGGACCCCACACUCCCAAGGGGGCUCCAGAGGGGCGAGUCCUCACUUGAGCCGCAGAGGAACCAAAAAACAGGCGCCAGCACCACCCAAACAAACCAGUCCCUUCGCAUCUCAGUCCAGCAACCACACCCCAGGGUCCCCGCACUACCCGCCCAUCACCCCUCGACGGCAGGCUAGCAAAGAGAGCCCCAUCCACGCCCCAAGCCAUCCUCCCCCGCAGCCGCCUCAACCCCAACAGGCUGAGCGGGAGCCCUCGCCGCCUCGGACACCAUCCCCGCCCCGCACGCCGCCUCACGACGGAUCCCCCUCCCACCCGCUGUUCGCUUACAGUACCGGAUCUCUCCCUCGACCCUCUCGGCCGGCGCCCAAACCACGACCCCGGCCUAACAUGCCGCCGCCCCCACAACCUGUGGUAAGCGAUGGCGGCAUCUUUGGCUCCGCCUCAAGGUUCAUCACAGACAGCGGCCUGGUCAUAAAGGGCAUUGGGCGAGCCUGGAACCCAGAGGUGAUGGAGGGCCAACAAGAUGGUCCACCUGCUCAGAACCAAAAAAAGCCAACCCCUGACUCCAGUAAGCAGGCAGAGAGCACCUGCCUGUGAGUGUCCAUUGAGGUCAGGAUAUCAAGACUUGAUGUUGGCUAAUUAAAAACAAAAAACAAAAAAAAAAGGGUCCAGAGGACGUUUUUGUAGAUUCAAUAAGGCUUUGUUGGCAGUCUAACAGGUCUGAUAGUGUUUUUUAAUAUUAUUCAUUUAUUUAAAGGGGAUGUUUUGCAGCAUUUAUACGGAUGCCUAGAGGGCCCCUAUUUUCGACGAUGCCCGUAUGUAACACAUGCACACACCUUGGCUUUGUGUGUGGUCAGCUAAUGAUAGCCAUUUAGCUACCAACGCUAGCUAUCAUUUAAUAUAUAUAUAUAUAUAUAUUGGAUCAUAACAUGUCUGAAAAUCGUUUGUGGCUUCUCUGGGACUAUCGUGGUGUACAUGUGUACAAGACGGCAGUGAGUGACAUGCAUGAGCGCCAAACAAAAUCCUCAGACCGACACGCAAUUUUUACCAAUAUAGACAUUAAAUUAAAAAAAUUAAAACGUCAAACCCAUACUUGCCAACCCUCCCGGAUUUUCCGGGAGACUCCCGAAAUUCAGCGCCUCUCCCGAAAACCUCCCGGGACAAAUUUUCUCCCGAAAAUCUCUCGAAAUUCAGGCGGACUCAGGUCCUGCCCAAUAUAAAAAAGCGUACCUGCCCAAUCACGUUAUAACUAUAGAAUGAUGUAGGGCGAGUUCUUGGUUUCUUAUGUGGGUUUAUUGUUAGGCAGUUUCAUUAACGUCCUCCCAGCGCGGUAACAACACACAACAACAGCAGUCACUUUUUUGUCUACCGUAAAGCAGUUCGUCUGCCGUAAACAGCAAUGUUGUGACACUCUUAAACAGGACAAUACUGCCAUCUAGUGCAUUUGAUGAAAGCACUUUUGUGCGUGCCACACAGCAAUGCAUCAUCAGAGAGGGUGUUCAGCAUGGUUCGAAAAAUAGUGACAGAGAAUAGAACAAGG